Molecule: messenger RNA, 312 nt
Organism: Hydatigera taeniaeformis
Lineage: Eukaryota; Metazoa; Platyhelminthes; Cestoda; Cyclophyllidea; Taeniidae
Source: the annotation of a GenBank genome assembly
GCGGCGAACGGGCGGCGGGUACACGAGCAAGUGCGCUCCUCACAGCUCAUUCAGGCGGCGGUUCAGGAUCUGGUGGUGCUCUUUCCGCCCAUCAGUAAAUGUCACCUAACAGUUGGUGCGGCGCUCACUUCCCUCAUGGCCAAUUCUCAGAAGCUGCGUCUCCACUGCGAGGCUUCCGCCGUAGCUGCGGGUACCGAGUCUCCUGGUAGCGCCGCCAGCGGUACUAAUAGCAGUCAACUAAUCACCUUUGCGCAUGAGAUCGCCAGUGCCGCCAAAACCAUUCUCAACUUUUUCCAAGCAGAACGCCACUGA